This is a messenger RNA of Ornithodoros turicata, 5089 nucleotides long. RefSeq lists its product as uncharacterized. The record is from RefSeq and is a predicted model, not a curated record. The transcript is spliced from 7 exons. Bases 302 to 2170 code for a protein of 622 amino acids. NCBI's taxonomy places the organism in Eukaryota, Metazoa, Arthropoda, Arachnida, Ixodida, Argasidae.
CGUCGUAAUACCGAAAUGCCAGAAGCGGGAAAAGGCGGCACGAACAACUGUCGUCUGCUAACUGUUCUCUUUGUCGUCUGCUAAUGGAGUUUGAUUUGUUCUGACCGGCGUCUCUACAGUUUUCUGAGGCCGUCUGUGAUGUGUUUGUGAAUUUGAAAGUGUUUUUUUGCGCACGGAUACAGUAUUUCUGUGAGCGCACAGAAGCUUUUGGAAAGUACGUUUGCUUCGUUUGGACGCCGGGUGUUUCGAGUCACAAGGACGAAUACGGUGCCUCCGAAAGCCCGCGCUUCAACUGUGAAAAAUGGCUAAAGACCGGGGCUACCCAGGACGGCCGCCGUACUCGGGUCUCCAGCACCCUCACUACCCGCACCCCCUACACCAUCAUCCGGCUUACCAUCCUUCCCAUCCUCACUACCAAACAACUCCGAAAGGCGCGUACAACAGUGCCUACGCUGCAGCACAGACAGCCCAUCAAUUCGACGGCAGCAGCUCUGCGAGCAGUAGUGUCCACAGCGGCGGCCUGGGGACGGCACACGCCGGGAGCGGUGCCUCGGCUGCCCUCGUGUCAGGAGGGGCCAGAAAGGGCGGAAGGAUACCACACGGGAAUAAUACCACGGCUUCAAAUAGUGGCAGCAGCAGUAAAGCAAGAACAAGAAGGAUGCGUUGUCUUAUCUCGCUAGGAUUGAUACUGCCUGCGCUGGCGGGAGUCAUCGGUGUGGUUGCAUGGGCUGUGAGCGCAGAGACAGUCAUGGCAACGGCUCCCCGGGAAAAUGCCGAUCCCACGGCGCGAAUUCAGGACCGAACGCUGUACGACGACAGAUACGACCUGAACGACUUCUCCGGUCUCCCUCCCGUGAAGGCCAUACCUCCACCAGAUGUCCCAUCCGAUGAUAACAGGGGCGGCGAAGACGCCAUCAACUCCUUGCCCAUCCUUCCUGCCCAGAUCCCCCAAGGGUCCAUCAUCGAAGCCUCAGGGGGCGGGCCGGGAGAAAAGCCCGUCUACGUCGUUCACUUUGUCGUCGGGGAUAAAGACAAGAACAACGCCGUGCAAGACACUACCACGACAACCAGCACCACGAUGAGCACGACGUCACGCGCCACAUCGGCUAAAGUCACGUCCACCACCUCUACCGCAAUGCCGUCGACACCGAGAUCUACGACGCCGAAGCCGACGAAAUCGACGACCGCAGCGCCUUCGACGUCAACGCUGGACCCCCAUUCCCCGGAGUUUGCGGACAUGUUGAACCGUAUCCUGAGCAGUGCAUCUAAGGACGGCAGCGGCAGGACACCCCAGUUCGUGGUGUUCGCCCCGCUACCGGACGCUAAGAAAGACGCACGUGGAGGGUUCCAUAAGGACGCUCGCUAUGAACCGUCGCUGCCACCGAAGCAGAGCUUCUUGGAACGUCCCGUCCCUCCUGAUCCUCCCUCUUCCUCUGCCAUGCACCACCACUCGGAGGCCGCCAUGCCACGGCUUCCCAUCCGACCGAGGGACGAAUACGAGACACCUCACCACCACUAUCAUCCCUCCUACCUUCCUCCUCAACAGGUGCUCACCAGGAGAAAUGGAAGUAACCCCAACCCCUUCUUGCCGCCUCCGCCACCGUCGCCUUUCCAGCCGAACGCAAACUCCGUCCAGCCACACGUGGCCGAGCCCCCUCAACCUGGCUUCCAAUCGGUCGGCGGGUACAGCGCCAGCUACAACCCUCCCCCACCAAACAGCGACUCGCAUCCACCUUACAACCCACCUCCCCCACCCAGCAGCAAUCCCUAUCACCCUCCCCACCGCUACGGCUCUCGUCACUACGACCCGGUGGACGCUCAACGAGGCCUACUUCACCCAUCGUCCGAAAGCGCCGCCUAUCCGACGAAAGAUCGAUCUGGUUACGAGAUUAACGCGGGUGACUCCCAUUCGAGCCACGGGGGACACGGCAAAGGGAUCACCUUUACUAUCGGAGGUGGCGGCGGCGAUCAUGGCGACCACGGCAGCCACGGUUACGGAGUCAGCCCGAUGGGGGUGAUCAAGAACUUGUUCUUACCCUUCUUACCGAAGCCGAAAGUAAACCUGAACGGCAGGGUUGUGUUCGGGGUAGUGCUUGAGAAGGGGGUCGGUUUGGGGCACAACCAGCACCAGCACGGUCACCACCACCAUGCUGUGGCGUAUCACCACUGACAAGAUAAUGGCGUGUGAAGGAUCAGGGUACGCGUAGGUAUUUUACGUUGAAUUUGAAAAGAAAGAAAGUGGUACACUCGCUGUCAAGUGCAGAGGUGAAAGUACCUUUGAGAGGACAUCGGGUCCUCUGUAGCUUCGCGCUUUUUAUAGUGUAUAAGUUAGUGUACAGGUCAGGAAACCGUUUCUUUUUCUUUUUCUUUUUUUUCAAAUCAAGCAAGGCAUAUCGUAUCGUGAAGAUCCUAUAUUUGGCAUCGUGGAGUGUGACGGGCCGGGGUACUCCAUAGGGUGUUCCCUUCGGGACGCAGUGCAGACGGGAACAUUCGGCACCGCCUAUUUGUGUAAGUCGUGAGAGGCAUAGCUAGAACGCACAAGGCCGUGUUAUAGAAAAACUGGGCACUGGGGUACCAAAUUUACCCACAGGACUAACAAAGGGUACUUUCGUAUUGUGUAUGUAAAUAUAUGUAUUUUAUCGCAUGUUGUGCGAGAGUGUUCCACGUGACUGUGGGUAGGCGUACCUACAAAAUUUACCAAUGUUCCCCUGUGUUCUGAUGUCACUUAGUGGGCGUUACCAUCACGAGAAGGAGGAAGGGACGGUGAAAGAUUAUAUACCGUAAUGGUCACCUGGUAUGAGGUACCACUUGGAGAGGUACGUGAGAAAGUCUAGGGAGAGCUCGUUGCUGGGAAUGCUGAAAGCACCAUCGAAGGUUGGGAGGAGGAAAGCUGAGGAGAUCGAGAUUGCUAAGCACUGCCGUUAGAAAGGACAGAGAGGCCAUACACUAGAAAAGAAGGAACCGGAAGUACGUCAUCAUAUCACACCCAAUCUUUACAAUUUGCACGACGACUACAUCCCAUUCAAAAAAGUUUUUGUUUGUUUUUUUGUUUGAGUGCUAUUUUUGUGCCCGUUUACGUAUAGUACAAGCGUACCGUACCCUUCCGCCGUUUCCGGCAGUCGUGUGCCCGGAAAUGACGUCAUGGUGGUGGCGACAACACGCUGGUGUCGAGCUUAUGCGCCGUGGUAUGCGUCAAGAGCGCCGAACGUUUUCUCAAGCUAACGCCCCCUUCUAAACUCAACCCCGUAACCCCCUUCUCGAGUGAAAUGGUUUGAAUGCUUGGUGGUUGAAAUGCACUGACGUCGGAGCUGAGUGGCCAUAAUAGCGCACGCUGUGAGUGGGAAUGGCUUCAGUGCAUUUUGGCGCGCUUUUUUUAAAAGCUUCGUUUGCGAGAACUUCGACAGCGAAAUCACGAUAUAUAACGAGAAAUAAAAUUUUGCACGAAAAUAUUUGCGUGCAAGUCAUGUCACUAGCAAAGCGUUUUCCCCGCAUUUAACGCCGAUUUUGUUUGGUCCCUUAAAUGUAAAUUACAAAUUAAAAUUUUGCACGUUUAAAAAUCGUUAAAUCGUGAUUUCGCCGUUACAUUGUAGCAAAGCUAUGUGCAAGCUGGCGGGUAAUAUACUGUACAUGCGCAUGACUAUGUCAAAGCAUAGAUAAACAGAGCUUGAAAUGUAAAGCGAAACGCUUUUUUAAGACGCCAGAAUUUUCUUGGAAUAAAAAAAAAAAAAUCCCACACUAGCUAAGAAUUCCAUCUCGUCCACGCACAGUUACAUGCUACACAAUGGCAACAUGGCGAUUCAGUAGUAUUUUGAUUAUUUGAAUUAUUUGGCGAGGAUUGAGUGAAGCCGUCUUUAAAAUAUUGCGCUGUUUGAUAUCAUUAUCGCGAGUUUUUGACUUUUUUCCUGCUUUCCUGUUUUUAUUCAUAUAUUUCCAUUUAGUCAAAUAAAAAUUUUAUCCAGAAUGUUAGCACAAAGCUUUUUUUUUUCAUAUUCAUACGCAAAUGUCUUCUAAAUUUGACAUGUCAUAAAAAUGCGGAUGGCGUUGUAUCGUUUUUUUAGCAAUACAUUCUUAAAUAAAUACAAACAAAUGUGGAAGUAUAAAUAAAUAUGCUAUAGAAAACAUACAGAACGGUAUUUCAGGGCAUGCGAUUUUUUAUCAAUAACUUCAAUUAUUUUUUGGUUGGUAAAUAACAAUUAUUUCAAUUCAUUUUUAUUAAUUAUUUGUUGUUGUUCAAUUAUUUUGUAUGAAUGGCUUCAGUUAGUUCUCGCACCGUGAAGCGGACCAAGCGAAAUCGGCGUUAGAUGCGAGGAACAAGUAAAAAAAAAUAAAAAUCGAAGAUGACGAUUAAAUCUGCCACCGUGCACGCUGCGCACAUCGUGACUGAGAGACGCAAUGAAAAUUUUCUAAAAACUCAGUAAGAAGAUACUACUGAUCGCCAUUUUGAUCAUAUAUCAUAUCGACAUUUCAUCGAGGUAUCUAAAACAACGACGAUUAUGGUAAAAGGUAACGCAUACGAUGCGCAUUAUGUAGACCUUUUUGGGUAAAUGUUGUCCAUAACUUCAGUGACAACGAAAUAUAUUUAUAUCCCAUUCUUAUCAAUUGACCAUUUAUCACCUAAUCAGCAGUUUGCAGUUGAUAUUCUGCACAGCUCGAAAAUAAAAUUAUUGUAAAAAUUCCUCAUAGUAAACUCGCCUGGAUUGUAAACUCAUUAGUCAGCAUUCGCGUGAUGUAUGACAAGAUAAAAAGAUGACUAAUACAAAGAGCCAUAGCGUUCGUUCGAAAGCAGCAACUACUUGAACUAUAAUGUAUAAACGUGUAUCAUAGUUCUCGUUAGUAGUCUCUUAGCUUAUUUACGGCAUAGUUCACAACUCUAAUUGCACGAUCAUUGAUUCUGUGUUACUUGCUUUCUCUUUAUAACGAUGUUGUUCUAUGAUACUGGCGUGCACAUCCUUUCUGGUUCCUCUUGUGUCUUUACAGCAUUGAAAUGUCGUCGUUUGAAUUUCCUUGUACAGUAAAUAUGAAACAGUGUCGCUUUUUUGUGUGCAUGUGCAUAUAUGUAUAUGGCUAUUUUGUAAAAACGAUACGUUUA